AUGGUCUUGCGGCUCGCAUCGCUCCUCCGGAUCAUCCUCGAGGAGCACAGGCGGAGUUUUCAGGUUGUGUAUGAUGUGACAGACCAAGAGAGUUUCAAUAAUGUAAAGCAAUGGUUAAAUGAGAUCGACCGUUAUGCAAGUGAGAAUGUCAACAAGCUUCUUGUGGGUAACAAGUGUGAUCUUACAACAAACAAAGUUGUGUCUUAUGAGACGGCUAAGGCAUUUGCUGAUGAAAUUGGCAUUCCAUUCAUGGAGACUAGUGCAAAAAAUGCCACUAAUGUUGAACAGGCCUUCAUGGCCAUGACAGCUGCUAUCAAGAAUAUAUAG
This is a messenger RNA of Ananas comosus (pineapple), 327 nucleotides long. RefSeq names its product ras-related protein RABD2c-like. Lineage: Eukaryota; Viridiplantae; Streptophyta; Magnoliopsida; Poales; Bromeliaceae. The transcript is spliced from 3 exons. The record is from RefSeq and is a predicted model, not a curated record. The coding region runs from base 1 to 327 and encodes 108 amino acids. Gene Ontology annotation, molecular function: GTP binding; GTPase activity.